Durusdinium trenchii is the source of this 1825-nucleotide messenger RNA. NCBI's taxonomy places the organism in Eukaryota, Dinophyceae, Suessiales, Symbiodiniaceae. The record is from the annotation of a GenBank genome assembly.
AAACUAGUCAUUUUCGCAAGACCAGCUGUUGCGCCUCAAGGGCAGUCAGAGAGUAGGAUAGAUUCUGGCUUGCCUGCGGGUUUGUGCAACGCCAUGGCAUCGGGCAUUGUAAUUGCUUUGACCCUCAUUUUCUUGGGCCACCACAUCACGCACUAUGGGACACAGGCACAGUCUUUGGCUGUCCGUGCUUGGAAGUUUUUUGAAAGGACCAGCCAUUCGUGCACUGACGAUGCAGUUCGGGAAGAGCAUGUGAAGGCGGCACUUUGGGAUUUGCGUGCUAAGAUCUACCGACAUUGCAUCGAGUUUUUGGUGCAUGUGGUUGGCUUCGCAAUCAUUGGCAUGGGCUACAAACUGAGCGUCGACCCGUUAUCCAUGUUUCAACUUGUCCAAUUGUGCUUAAUGGGCUGCGUUUACACGGCCCACCACUCGGUGUUGAGUGGAAGGUUACAGUUGAAUUGGACAAAUCUGAGAGGCAUUUAUUGUGUUUUCUACGCCUCAUUCAUCAUCUUCGUUCUCGUUAACCUUUGGCAAAAUGAGACAGCAGCACGUGCUGUUAUCAACCAAGCAUUCAAUGUGUGUUCCCGGAUGAUCAUGUCCGUGAUCUUCAUUGACACCUUGACAGCUGCACCAGCACAGAUCGCCAUAUCCAUGGCUGAGGUUUUCGAGUAUUCUAUGAAAGAGGAGGUGGCAGAUACCAUUGUCUAUGCAUGGGUUCAGGUUCUCAUUUCCGCUGGGAUCAUUGGUUUCUCAGCAGUCCUGGAGUAUUGGGUGACCUCGCACAUCUCUGCGCUGGUGGACACGGAGUCGAUGUUGUCAAGCUUUCGACACAUGCUGCGCGGCGUGUGCGACGGGGAGGUCUUGCUGACUGAGGAGAUGAAGAUCAAGGAAGACGCAGAGUGCCUCAAGCAUUUGCUGAUGAACUCAGCUAGUUUCAAAGGAAAAGACUUUGAGAAGUUCCUUGACCCCGAAGAAGUGGCUCGGUUUCGAGACUUCCUGCAGCAAUCCAACCGUGAUGCUCUACAGCCAGAAGAGCGAAGGCCCAAUACGCCUCCGUGUUUGCGCAUUUCCCUAAGAGGUGCUUCAGAUAUACGCGUUGGCGUGGAUUUGUGGCACGUACCGAUGCGUGGGAAGGACGGCUCCAUGCAUCUCAUCGCCUUGCGCGAAGACAGCGAGGCAGCACAGCGCGUGGUGCUUGCAGUGGAGGGCCAGAAGGACAUAGCCAUCCCUUUUUCCAAAGAAAGUGAUUCGGAAACUACGUCGGAGACGCAUUCGGAGUCUCAGAAGAGCUCACUUUCGUUUCUCCAGAGCUUUCCUGAGCUUUCGGACAUGACCCUCUGUGUGGAUACCUCAACGCAUUGGUUCGACGUGGAACAGGCGCACUUGAGCUUUGUUCGGCAGCCACAAUCUUCGGACUUCUCGAUGCCGAGCCUCAGACGUUUGGUGCGUCCCACGGAUUGGGAAACGGUCCGAUCCAAGUUGAAAGCAGUUGCCGCGAGGAAUGGGGAAGAGAUCAUGCGGUUGAGGUUGCAAGAUGAUGCCAAGCGCUCUUUGAUUGCCAACACGGUUCAGAUUUCGGCCUAUCGACCACCGAGGGGUGGCGCGGGGGAGAUGAAACUCUGCUUGAACUUCAGCGACCUGGUCUUUGAGGGGAAGCACUGCGAGGAUGGUUUGGAUUGAAAGUUUGACUUCCACAAGCAGGACAAGAACCUUAAGGCGAUUGAAGAAUAGUGUUUCACCCGUCGGACGGAGUCUUCUCAAUUAAUUUUUCUCAAGAACGACCACAUUGAGCUCGGCCAGCGAUGUCAUCCCAGAGUGCACUUUCUCG